AUGUCACUUAUGCUAUCGCGGCCCUUCAUCAUCAAUAGCGAUUACUGCUCUGUCGAGAUGCCUAAUUUACGAUUAGAAACCGAUGGUACACAGGCGGAUCUACCAUCGCCUAUAGUACCUAUUGCACUUCAGUGCCAACUGGGGCGAGCCCUAACGAAAAUUCCUGGGGUGAUAGGCGGGAUCGUGACUCCCACACAAGCCGUUGCUGUCCAACAAGAAACAGAGAAAUGGCUGGCUGCAUUUCCUCCUGCCUUUCAAUUGACUGACCCCGAUACGCGGUGGGACAGUGAUUACAACUAUAUAGAGGUGCAACGAAUUCAGCUGCAUACAAUUGCCUACUUGGUGAUGCUUAUGCCAUUGAAACGAUGUCUAACUAAGAGUGUUGACCAAGGGUCCGCCAGUAUCGAGAAGAGUCUUCAGCCUACUGCCGUUGGUAUCGCCCUCAAGUUAAUGGAGGCGUCUCGCCGAUUACUCGAUUGCAUGGAGCCUUCGAAUACCAACCCCCAUUUUGCGCCAUUUGCAAUGUUUGACACGGCUGCCAUUUUAUGUUCAGCUGUGAUCCAUGAUCGACAUCGCUGUCUUCCUCAGCGAGAAAGGAUCCUUAGAGCCAUUGCAAUAGCCCUUGAUACUUUGGAACAUAUCGGCCACAGUACUAAAACCGCCGCAAUAUUCUUUUCAGUACUGACAAAGCUCGUUAACAAUCUCACGUUGUCCCCAGAAGAACAUACGAUCUUACAGCCCAAAAAACCCGCCGACUCUGCGGAAGGGCCAAAGACUUCCGAGACUCGUUUAGCCUCAGAAAACGUCUUCGGUGAUAUAAACGGUUUGCUGCCGUCGGAUGAGCUCGGGAUUGGGUUGCAUGCUUCUUUGACACCACGUUUUCCUUAUUUGGAGGGACUAGUACCCUCACCCUCAGACUUGACUGACCUUUUCAAUGUGGAUCUGGGUGAACUGGGCCAGAUCUGGGACUUGGAUAAUCUUGGCCUUAACUUCGGCCAUAAUAUCCCUGCUUGA
Molecule: messenger RNA, 1014 nt
Organism: Aspergillus clavatus NRRL 1
Lineage: Eukaryota; Fungi; Ascomycota; Eurotiomycetes; Eurotiales; Aspergillaceae
Exons: 1
Coding region: 1-1014 (337 amino acids)
Source: RefSeq, a predicted model, not a curated record